AUGGUGUUAAUAACAGAGGAACAAGGUGAUGGUUCAAAGGUUCGGGAAAAUGGAGCAUCCAGAGGCGCAGGACUGUGUCAGAUUCCGUAUAGGACGAGUACAGCGGCAAUGGAUACACCUGUCAUGUCCAUCACUGGUGUUGACAAAAAUGAUGAUGAGUGUGAGGAGUCAGAAGAGGACAAUGACGAGGAGAUUGAAGUUGAUUACAGGCAAAACUAUUGGGAGGACGAGGAUGAUGUCUACCAGGAGUUCGAGGAAUUGGACUUCGAGUCGCUGCCGGAUCGCUCGGACAUGCACAGCAUUGCCUCGGAUGAUUCUUUCUAUCCCCCAGACAGUUCGGAUAUGUCCGACUUGUACCGCGUGCCAAGCCCUGACAGUCCCGAGCCUAUAUCCUUCUUUAAGGCCUGCUGCAACAACAACGCCAUCAUUGUCAAAAUUAUGAUCAGACAAGGAGUGACCGAAGAGGAAGUGAGAGAAACAGAUCGAAAUAGAAGAUCCGGUCUGAUCGUGGCGUGCUACAAUGGCUACGUGGACGUGGUCAUCGCUCUCUCUCAGUGCCCAUAUGUUGAUGUCAACUGGCAGGACAAUGAAGGCAACACAGCUCUUAUCACUGCAGCCCAAGCAGGUCAUGCGUUCAUCUCCAACUACCUCCUCAACUACUUCCCCGGGAUGGACAUCGAGAGGAGGAACUGUCAUGGUUUCACGGCUCUGAUGAAGGCCGCCAUGCAGGGCCGGGCUGAGUGCGUCCGGGCUCUCAUGCUUUGUGGGGGAGAUUUUCAGGCAAGGGACAGCGGCCGCAAGAUGACACCCAGAGAGUGGGCUCUCUUCACUGGUCGAUAUGAGACAGCCAAUCUGAUGCAACGGCUGAUGUCAAAGCCCUGUGCUGAGCAGUUCUGUGACUCCUUCUCCCUGGAGUGGCCCAUGUUGGAGGAGCUGGUGGCCCAGGCCCAAGAACCAAAGUCCUGCUGGAGGCGUUUGUUGAACUUCCUUUCCUGCUGCCCUUAUAAGAUUUCCAUCACUAACAAAGUAAACCCUGUGGAUGAUGGUGUUCUUGACCACAUGGUGCGGGUCACCACCAGUAUCUGCAAUCCAGUCAUCGCCACUGCUUGCCGCACAGUGUGUCCAGGCAGCCCGCCGUGUGUCGGGAAACGCCGUCAGGCCGUACAGGAGAUCCUGAGGAGGCAACGGAUCUCUGAACUGAAGCGUCUGGGCCCGGACAGACUGAACAACUACAAGAGGUUUUUCCAAAACUCACGAGUCUUGCUUAUUCCCAAGGUGAGGGAUCGGAGAGCCAGCUUGCAGCCUCAGCUGUUGAACGACGUGGCCACAGUGGCCAUCAGACGAGCAAGCCUCCUGCCUCUGCACAUGCUGAGGAGGAGCAGCGUGCGGCCGGGCAUUGUGGUGCCCAAAGUGAGGCUCUGCAAAGCCCCGGCUCCAAGCUUCUUACCAGAAAAACUCAAACGGAGCAGAAACUGCAACCAGCUCCAGAUCCCCAAAUGGGACUACAAGAUGAAGAGAAUAGAGAGGAGGCAGGAAGACGAGAGGCGACGAGCAUUACCUCUGAUAAAGAGGAGAUGA
Molecule: messenger RNA, 1578 nt
Organism: Plectropomus leopardus (leopard coralgrouper)
Lineage: Eukaryota; Metazoa; Chordata; Actinopteri; Perciformes; Serranidae
Gene: ankrd33bb
Product: ankyrin repeat domain 33Bb
Molecular function (GO): protein binding
Source: RefSeq, a predicted model, not a curated record